CCCCCUCCUCCUGUCUUACCUUGCCCUGGCUACCCGGCACAGGAUCAAUGUUUGGUGCCCUCCUGCGCUCCCCCCUCGCCGCUCUUCCCCUGCAGCACACUCCUGCUCCCGUCCGCCUGGCCGCCACCGCCGCCGCCGUCUCCGCCGUUCGCCAGAAGAGCACCCAGGUCCCGGAGCCCGCAACCAAGAAGCGUCGCUCCAAGAAGUCUCUCCUUCCGGAGGCGGUCUCCACCACCCCCAUCACCUACCUCUUCAGCAGCAACCAGGGAUCCUCGUCGCUGGUCUCGUCUGGACGCGUGGCUACUACCUCGAAGACCCGCAAGGAGCGCCAGCCGAUUUUCCCUGCGCCCCUCGCCGCCGGCCAACAGCAGCAGCCCACCAAUACCGCCCCUGGCUCGGUCCCCUGGUUCAUUAAUCCCGCAGCCUCAAUGACCACCCCCCGCGGCGCGAACAACAAUCCCGCCAAGCCCAGCGACAAGGGCCAUCCCGCUGGUGCCGAGGUGCCCUUCCCCCCGGCCAAGCCGGGGGUGGAUUUUGUCGACAUCGGUGUCAACCUCUGUGACCCGAUGUUCCGCGGCCUCUAUCGCGAUCGGCCCUAUCACCAGGACGAUUUGGCCCAGGUGCUGGAACGAGGCUGGGCGUCUGGUGUCCGACGCAUGAUCUCCACCUCAGGUCGGUGGUCCGAGCUGAUUGAGUCCCUGCGUCUCUGCCAGGAUGACGCCCGACUUGUCACGACGGCUGGUGUGCAUCCUACCCGCACGUCCGAGAUGCUGGAGCCAGCCCUGGACCGCUUGGCCGCGGAGCCGCUGAAUAUGCAUGGCAUCUUCCCUGGCCCCUAUCAGCCCGAGGCGCUGGAGGCAUUCGCCAAUCUGGACACGUACAGCGAAGCCGAUCGGGUGGAUCAAUACAUCAAGGCCCUCAGGGCCAUCCUCAAGGAGGACGCCCGUCAGGCGGCUGUCCGGCCGAAUGGCUCGCGCAAGAUCGUCGCGAUUGGCGAGUGUGGUCUCGACUAUGAUCGCCUGGAGUUCACCCCGAAGGAUGUCCAGAUCAAGAUGUUCAAACGCCACUUCCAGCUGGCCGACAGCACCGGGCUGCCGAUGUUCCUGCACAACCGCAACACCGGCUCGGACUUUUACGACCUCGUGCGCAAGUAUCGGAAGCAGAUUCGCGGCGGCGCUGUGGUGCACUCCUUCACCGGGACCCACGAAGAGCUGCAGAUGGCUCUGGAGCUGGACCUCUUCGUGGGCAUCAAUGGCUGCUCCCUCAAGACUCAGGAGAACCUGGAUGUGGUGAAGGCCAUCCCGGUGGAGCGACUUCUCCUGGAAACCGAUGGUCCCUGGUGCACCAUUCGGCCAUCGCAUGCCGGGCAUGGCUUCCUGCGGACCAAGUACCCGGAGUCUCGGCGCGACCGGCACAAGUCGCACACCCUGGUCAAGGAUCGCGCCGAGCCGUGCCACAUGAACUCGGUGCUGGAAGUAGUGACGGCGGUCCGGUAUCCGGGCGGCCCGGCUGCCUUCGCCGCGCUGUCGGAUGCCGAGAAGGAUCUGGCCGAGCGCCGCCUGGCUGAGCGGGUGUACCGGAACUCGCUGCAGCUCUUCUUCCCGGAGGAGUAUGCCCGGCUGCGGGCCGAGGAGGAGAAGCUGUCCACCGAGGGCAUCGAGGGCCAGGUGACCGUGAUCUCCAUCGAGGACAGUGCCUGAGACGCGCGCGAGCGCGCGUGUGCUCCGCCGCCCAGGCUGCUGGGCGGAGGGGGGGGGGGGCGAGGCACCAACGCAUGGGAGCCGCAUGUGCGUCCCCCUCCCACUCGAUGGCCUGGGUGGUGUCCGGCGUGUAUAUCCGUCGGCACCCUAAGAAUAGACCCUAGACUCCGGUAGCAGAUACCCCUGCUUGCACCCGCCAGGCCGCCGGAAAGUCAAACUUGAGUAUGGGCCCGUGCGUGAAAUCCCGACAAAUUGGAGGAUAAAUAAAGAUGAAAAACAUGUUGGUGG
Fonticula alba is the source of this 1988-nucleotide messenger RNA. RefSeq lists its product as hypothetical. Gene Ontology annotation, cellular component: cytosol. The record is from RefSeq and is a predicted model, not a curated record. NCBI's taxonomy places the organism in Eukaryota, Rotosphaerida, Fonticulaceae. The coding region runs from base 48 to 1700 and encodes 550 amino acids. Gene Ontology annotation, molecular function: 3'-5'-DNA exonuclease activity. The transcript is spliced from 6 exons.